Laccaria bicolor S238N-H82 is the source of this 720-nucleotide messenger RNA. RefSeq lists its product as uncharacterized. Lineage: Eukaryota; Fungi; Basidiomycota; Agaricomycetes; Agaricales; Hydnangiaceae. The transcript is spliced from 3 exons. The coding region runs from base 1 to 720 and encodes 239 amino acids. The record is from RefSeq and is a predicted model, not a curated record.
AUGUGCUCCAACGACACCAUCGAGCUCGUCGUUGAGCGGUCCAUUACCACAUCCAACAUCCAUCAAAUCCUCCGCAUCCGAGUUCGAGUCGUCGCCAUUCCAUCUGCACGGGAAAUGGGGAGGGAAGAGAGGGAGUUGAGGAGUGCGCCACCUGGAUUUGAGCAGGAGGCGUUGAGAAUGCGGUUGUUGUUGAUGUUGGGUGAGGAGUACCUGUGCUCGUCAUAUUUUGUGGUGGUGAUGGUGGGCCGUCCAGCCAAAGAGCGUCGACUGCGUCGUCGGAUGGAAGUCGGAGGCAGUGACUGCAUGUUGGGCGCUAAUGACGACACGCCGUCCUUCGUUUCAUUGGGGACUCAUUCGCGAUGGUGGUAUCCUCGACUGCUCGUUUUGUGCGUUGCAUACAUCUGCAAAGGAGUGGAAUCCGUCGACGAGGGCGUCCGCGGGUGCCCGGCUUGGCCUGAAAGCCACGGCUAUGGCCCGGCUUUGGGCGGCUCAGGCUUGACCAUACUCAAGCCUGAGCUUUUUGCAAGGCUUCAGGCUGGCUCAGGCCCGGCCCAGGCUCAAGCCACGGCUCAUGGGCUAAAGUCAAAAAACAUGUACAAACAAUUGCUCACUCUUGAGCCGUUCACAAACUUAUCGUCAAUUAUCGUAGUUCUUAUGCUCAUGAGCAUGAAGUUGCAAGUAUUUCUUUACCAUGUGCUCAAGCCCCCUCCUUGGUCAUAG